Messenger RNA from Pedinophyceae sp. YPF-701, 1341 nucleotides. The record is from the annotation of a GenBank genome assembly. Lineage: Eukaryota; Viridiplantae; Chlorophyta; Pedinophyceae.
AUGGCGGGCGAGAAGAAGAUCGCGGAGAUGGCCAGGCUCUUCGAAGAGCACGCUCCGGAGCCCACGACGCCGAAGCAGAAGGGCAGGCGGAAGUCUGAGAUGCCGCGACAGACGACGCUGGCAGGGAUGCCCACGCUCGGGCUGACGGCCGAGGAGUACUUCGCGCGGCUGCACCAGCAGAAGAUGGAGAAGCGGCGGCAGGAGCAGCGCGAGCGCCUCCUCGCGAAGCGCGCGGAGCACCGCAGCACGCUCCGCGCCAAGCGCAAGCGCCCGUGGCGCGCCAUGAGCCGCAAGGAGCGCUUCUGGCGCGUGUUCACGCCCGCGAACUGGCUCGUCGACCUCGUCGCGAUCGCGUGGUUCGGGUACAACAUCUUCCUGCAGCGCGACGACCGCGUCGGGGAGCCCCUGGGGUGGCAGCUCCUGUGGGUGGUGGCCGGCGUCGCCGUGGCCUUCAAGGACGGCUGCAUGUUCUUCGACCUCGUGUCGCUGUUCCCCGUCUGGCUGCUCGUCGUCGUCGGGGCGCUCGCGGGGAUGUUCUACGGGACCGUCAUGUACUGGUUUGACGUGUACGGCUCGGAGUUCCCCUGCUUCAAGGGGUUCCGCCAGUUCAACGAGUACAACAUGUGCUACCACGGGCAGAUCAUGGUCGGGCUGGCCUCCACGUCCCUGUGGCUGUGCCUCUCGGCCUUCAUCUUCUGGCGCUGGCGCGUGUUCACGAAGGAGCUCCUCGUCCGUCUCGGGCGGCAGGAGAAGGACUACACCGUCGAGGAGAUCUUCCUCAACAUCGACGCGAAGCUCGAGGAGGGCGCCGGGGACCGCGAGGACGAAGCGCUGCUCGCGCAGGCCGGCGUCGACCCGUGGGGCUCGCAGGACCUGGUGUCGGAGGCGCCGACGUCGACCGGUGCACCAGAGGGGCGCCGCAGGCGCUCGCUGGCGGGGCUGGGAGCCGACCUGCAGUCCGUGGCGAGCCGUGCGUCCAUGUACCGCCUGGAGGGCAGCGAGCACGGCAGCCGCCACGACAGCGCGCACGGGGCGCGCCUGGACGUCAAGAUGUCUAUGCUGCCGUCGCAUCACGGGGGGACCGCAGAGCAGGAGACGCCGCGCGCGAUCAAGACCAAGUCGCUGGCCGCGAAGAAGUCGGUCGGGGGCGCGCUGGCGGCGCGCGCGGGCGUCGGGCAGGUUGCGACGCAGCGCAGGGAGCGCGGCGCUAUCAUGGGCGAGCGGCUGGUGCGCACGCGCACGACCGCCACGGGCAUUGUGGGCGGCAGCCGACACGGCGACGCGUCGGAGAAGAGCGACGACGUGGGCGGGCUGCGCCUGAAGUUCGCGGUAAGCGCCUAA